AGGAGGCGACGUUCCAACCGACUAUCGAUGCUAGGAGUAAAGUCUUGGUCAAGGAGGACCGUGGGUGGGAUGCGUGCGCAGUUAAAGACGGAGUGCCCGAAGUUUGGAUGUUCUAUGAUAAGUCCUUGAGGACAAGGACAUUCUCAAAGGGGGCGGGAAUGAUGCGGAAGUGGGUUUCGAGCCCCGACGACAAGAAGGUCCAAGAGUCGAGAAGGCUCGAGAAGGCCGAAAGAAGGGCCAAAACUAGGCAUGCAUGGCCUAAGCGACGUGCACGAGCCCGUAUACGAGGAUACCAACAUGCACGAUGGCACAGGAGGUCGAGCAAGAAGCUCAAGAGAUCGAGGCUUGAAGGCUCGGGUGACGCGGUCGACUGGUGCAAGGCGUGCACAAGGGAGCAACGCGCACGACGCUUGGAGGCUAAGGCCUUGGGCGAACGCUCCCAGGCCACAGUAGUCGCACAGUUUCCCGACUACCAACCAGAAAAGUUUUCCGGCCAAGGAGAUCCUCGUAUAGUAGAUGAAUGGAUUCAGGGCCUCGAGAUGAUUUUCGAGGUCAUGGAUUGCCCUGAUCGUUACCAUAUGUUAUGUGCUCAGAUCCAGCUGACUGUUGAUGCCCGACUCUGGUGGAAUGCCUACUGGAGUAUGCGUCCCGGCGAGAAAGACGGUUGUACGUGGGACCAAUUCAAGGAGCUGAUUCGAGAGAAGUACUAUCCCUCGUAUUACCGAGUAGACAUGGAGCGCCAGUUUUUGGCACUCGUCCAGGGUACUCGUUCUGUUGACGAGUACGAAAGAGAGUUUACCCGUCUCGGAGCCUUU
This is a messenger RNA of Striga hermonthica, 815 nucleotides long. The record is from the annotation of a GenBank genome assembly. Lineage: Eukaryota; Viridiplantae; Streptophyta; Magnoliopsida; Lamiales; Orobanchaceae.